GGCUCAAACGAGACAUCGUCAAUGUAAUUGUCGCUGGUCACCUGCGGUCCCCCCGCCCCCGCCGCUGAAGCAUUAUCUGGAGUGAGCACCUCUGGCUCACGUCUAAAUCCCACCAUGAGAGCUGAGUUGUUUUGUCCUAAGGAAUCUUUUGAUGUAUUUUUCCUCUUCUUUUCUAAGGAAUGGCGUCAACUGCUUCUAACGCGCACGCUUCUUACGGUUUGGGCCCUCGCGUUCCGACGCCGCGUGGCGCUCCGCAUGCCCGCGAGCCUCCGGGAGAGCCGCGUCCCGACGAGCCCCAACAGCAGGGCCACAAGGCGCUCUUCUACUUUCAGCCCUCGCAGGCUUACCUGCCUCUGCAGGGUCUUCAGUGGCCGCUUCCCGUGCCCUUGCCGGUCGGCUACAAUCCUUACUACGGCGGCCCGCCAUUAGGUUAUGGAAUGCCAAUGAUGCCGCACUACCAGCCCAAUCCUUUUAUGGAGCCUCCUAGCUUUGUGGUACCCCAUAGCCACCUCCACCUGACUGACUACAGGCGCAUGCUGAACCCUUACUACUACCAGACUAUGGCCUACCACGCUCGUAGGUACCGCUACCAGCAUAGCGUGCCGGCAAAAGAAGUCACGAGCUGCGAGGUCCAAACGGAACCCCUUGCUGGUCUCAAUUUGAUCAGCAAUCCAGCUUCUGGAAACACCGAACCCUCUGGUGUCCCCCACGUCUGUGGUGGUGACAAUACGCCAGGCGGACUCCCCAGUCCAUCCCUCCGAUCGGAGUUGACUGUGCAGAGCAACGGCGAACGUUUUUUGGAAGUGGGAACCCCCCCAAAUGGCUUUGUCAUUCAGACGGAGGAAGUGACAAUCGAGUGUUGCACUACGCCAGUGGGACUCAAUCUUCACUCCUGCGAGACCCCAGAGGUGGAUGACGGCCCUGGUGUUCCUGAAGAACAGAUGGCUCAAAUUUGUCCUGACACUCUCUCAGUCAGGACUCCAAAUGAGAUUAUGAAGAUAGAGGAGACAAAGAAAAACAAAGGCUCCUUCAUUGGCUCUAUCUUCAGCUCCAAAGUUGAGGUGAAGGAUCAGAAAGAUCUACAGCUGACCUUAAAGAGUAUUCAGUCCCAAGUUGUCCUGCAGGAAGAACAAGUGUGGUCAAUAGAGGGCAUGUUGGUUCCCUCCCUUGACUCUCCAUCCCCUGCAGAAGAAUGUGAUGGAAAGCUCAAUGUGGUUGAAGUGCCUAUAUAUGAAACUCCGACAACAGACACUAGUCCCUCCGUGGAGGAGGAAAUGGUUUGUGAGGCAGUGGUGUGCAAUAAAGUGGAGGAAUCUCCUGAUCUCAACAUGAAGCACAAAGCAGAAGGUCUACUUUCACAAAGUUUGGAAAGUUCUCUUCAAAAGGAAGAUGAAACUCAACCCAGACAAGACUUGAACUAUCAGGAGCAGCAAGACACUUCAUUUGAGUCCUUACCCACAUACCUUCCCUCCAGCAGCUGGCUGGCAGACUUUGACAGAGUCUGCAUCUAUAGUAGGAUGCCACCCACUCCCAAAAAGCGGAACCAAAACCUGAACCGGACCGUUUUAGAGGUUCCCACUCGGAGAAGAAAACUGGAGCUGGAGUACAAGGAGCAGCCCUCAGUGCGUAAGCCCAAGGAGCGGUACAAGCCCAAAGGCAAGCUGGAUCGACGAAGCCUCUCUGACCACGAGUGUUGCCCCACCAGAACCUUCGAGAACAUCUUUCCUCUGAAGAAUGACAGACUUUGUAGCAGAUGUUUAGCCAAGCCUGGUCCAAGCUUCAAAAGAAAGGCUGUCCCCUUUCAGCAGUGCAACCAGUCCCUGAUGUCCACCUGUGACGCCUGCAAGUCUCACACCGGCAAGACCCUUCAGAGAAAAGGCUCUGUACCCGACGUCCGCACCCCGCAUCGUGGACUCUGCACAGAGGGAGAGUCCUCGGAGAACGGCUCGUGUUCCGGGGGGUUCAAGCGGAGACCCAACGGGAAGAAGAGGCCGCUCGGCUCGAAGCAGAACGGGGAGAGGAACUGGUCGUGUGACGAAGUGCAGCCUCGCCAGCUUGCGGCUUGCAAAAGGCUGCGCCGCUGCCCCCACGGAAACGCCAUGGAAGAGCUGGAUGAGAACUUGCCGACGUCCCCGGAGGACAAAUUGAGGCAUCCCGACAAGUUUUACUGGGCACAGAGGUGGCAAACGGAUAAGUCAUGGAAAACUGUCCCGACCGGACCAGAUCCCCACACUUGAAGAAACGCAACACGUCACAAUCACCAGGUGCUUGGUCGCCCACGCUCUUUUUUUUUAGUUUUUUUUUUUGUUUUUUUCCACUUUUACACAAGAAGUCACGUUUUGUAAGACGUUAAAAUGAGCAAAGCGCAAAAUGUUUCACCUUCUUUCUCUGUGCAGGAAAUCAAAGAAAAGACACACGAUGCUGAUUUGCACAAGAGCACUAAUCGGUCACUUUUUAAAAAAAAAAAAAAGUUUUGUACACUUAAAUUAUUUCCACUUAUUUAUAUUGCCCCUUCACAAUGUUCAAUAUUUAAGCAUUAAAUAAACACAUAAUUUUGAAGUA
Messenger RNA from Syngnathoides biaculeatus (alligator pipefish), 2562 nucleotides. Its product is annotated as bucky ball-like. The record is from RefSeq and is a predicted model, not a curated record. The transcript has 4 exons. Lineage: Eukaryota; Metazoa; Chordata; Actinopteri; Syngnathiformes; Syngnathidae. The coding region runs from base 180 to 2237 and encodes 685 amino acids.